AGCGAGAGUACAAGGGGACUCUCCACCAACUCGGCAUCCGCAAUAUUCGAAUGCCGUGGCUGCAUCGGCGUUCGCCGACUUAAGAGGCUGUGCUAAACCGCGGCACUGCCACCGUCCUACUUCAUCGAUCUGUGUUAAGUUUUGUCAUGUUGCCGCUGUCUCUGCUAAAUGCUGCCCAAAACAAACCAAUGCUUGUGGAGUUAAAGAAUGGGGAAACGUUUAACGGACACCUUGUUGACUGCGAUACUUACAUGAACUUAACACUUCGAGAGGUCUACCAGACCAGUCCGGAAGGAGACAAGUUCUGGCGCCUGAAAGAGUGUUAUAUCCGCGGCAGCACUAUAAAGUAUAUUCGCGUCCCAGAUGCUUUAUUAGACACCGUGAAAGAGGAGCAGCAACGGGCCCGAGAGGCUGGAAGAGCGCGUGGCGGAGGCACAAGAGGAGCGAGAGGAACGCAACCCCGAGGUAGAUUUUGUAGCAUUUUUCAGCGGUACGAACAUAAUCCGGACUCACCCAUUUCCCAAGGGAGGGGGACAGGACGAGGUGCAUCUCAGGUGACCCGUGGCGCGCGAGGAGGAAGGGGUGGACGUGGGAUAUAGAAGUGCUCCCGCAAGCUAUCCACUUGGAUUUGAAAA
This is a messenger RNA of Cantharellus anzutake, 635 nucleotides long. RefSeq lists its product as uncharacterized. The transcript is spliced from 5 exons. The record is from RefSeq and is a predicted model, not a curated record. Bases 147 to 599 code for a protein of 150 amino acids. Lineage: Eukaryota; Fungi; Basidiomycota; Agaricomycetes; Cantharellales; Hydnaceae. Gene Ontology annotation, biological process: nuclear-transcribed mRNA catabolic process; P-body assembly; spliceosomal snRNP assembly. Gene Ontology annotation, cellular component: P-body; spliceosomal tri-snRNP complex; U6 snRNP. Gene Ontology annotation, molecular function: U6 snRNA binding.